This is a messenger RNA of Camellia sinensis, 615 nucleotides long. NCBI's taxonomy places the organism in Eukaryota, Viridiplantae, Streptophyta, Magnoliopsida, Ericales, Theaceae. The record is from RefSeq and is a predicted model, not a curated record.
AUGGAAAAUUUGCUUUCUGGCAUUGACGCUGUUGCUUUUGAUUCAACUUAUGAUUUGAUGGGCUCAACAAUUUGGAAAGUCUUUGCCAUUUUUGAGUUGGGUUCCAGUGAUAAAUGGUAUGUUGCUAAGGGAAAUGGCAUAUUGCAACAUCAUCAACUGAUUGAUGAGUUUGAGAAUGUUGUUGGAGAAGAUGGAGUUAUAUUCUUUUUGCUUGCACACUUGAUUAAUACAUCACAAUUGCAGGAAGCUAUAGUUCUACCCCCAUUUGUGGCAAUAGCAAUUCGCCCAAGACCUGGUGUUUGGGAAUAUGUUCGUGUCAAUGUGUAUGAACUGUGUGUGGAACAAUUAAGUGUUUCAGAAUAUCUUCGCUUCAAAGAGAACUUGUACAAUGAAAAUUUUGUGCUGGAACUUGAUUUCGAGCCAUUCAAUGCAACAUUUCCUAGACCAACUCGGUUAUCUUCCAUUGGCAAUGGGGUUCAAUUUCUCAAUCAUCACCUGUCUUCAAUCAUGUUCCGUAAUAAGAAAGUUUGGAGCCUUUGCUUCAUUUUCUUCGCACCGACAAACAUAAUGGUCUUAAAAGAAGAAAGGAAAAAUCUUAGUGAAGACUAUGAGUAA